Messenger RNA from Exophiala mesophila, 1504 nucleotides. RefSeq lists its product as uncharacterized. Bases 1 to 1293 code for a protein of 430 amino acids. The record is from RefSeq and is a predicted model, not a curated record. Lineage: Eukaryota; Fungi; Ascomycota; Eurotiomycetes; Chaetothyriales; Herpotrichiellaceae. The transcript has a single exon. Gene Ontology annotation, molecular function: catalytic activity; pyridoxal phosphate binding; molybdenum ion binding.
AUGCCUAUAUCACAAUCAAUGAUAGCAAGAGUACAAGAAGUUGUUGAUAUGGCUGCGUUCGAGGUUUUUGUUACCACCGUCGUUGCCGGUGCUGUUUUCGCUUUCCUCCUACGCAGGUUCAAUGUGACCCGUGUUCACCCAUCUUUGAAGGGCUAUCAAAAGCUAGGCACUACCGGACCAUCCAACCUGUUGGAUGAAUAUGAUUCAGGCUAUACGAUACCUCAGGCCUCGCAGACCAUCAAGGAUGGUGCGGGUUGGAAGGUCAAAGCUCUUCUGAUACACCCCAUCAAGUCCUGUGCGCCUGUCGAGUUGAGCUCGGCAGAGGUCAAUGGUACAGGAUUUGUGUGGGAUCGCAAAUUUGCAUUUGCCGAGUUGCUCACCCCUCAGGCUAGACGAGACGCUGUGGACGAAGCAAAGAAGCCUCAGUGGACAUUUCGAACCCAAAGAACUCCUGGCUAUGAAAAACUAGCCCAUGUUCGUCCCGAGGUUUGGCUUCGCCCUCGGAACAAUGACAGCCAUGUAUCGACGCCCCAAGACGGGAUGUUGAUUGUCAGCUAUCCUUACACCCCCAGUGGGCCAUUUGCCAGCUUUGUCAAGUUUUUUCUCCCAUCCUUUCUCUUGCCGUCAAAAAGCUCAUUCUCGGUUCCUUUGGAGCUCCCAGACAAUCAUGACUAUCCGGUCGAAAGAGUCACCAUCUGGAAGGACAGCCCGUUGUGGGUCAAUGUCGGUCGGCAUGUUCCUGAAAGCUUCCGCCUCUAUCUUGGGGCCAAAAACGCACUUACGUUGUUUCGAGUCGACCCAAACAGUCCACGCGAGGUCUUUCGUUGUGCGCCCAGGAAAGAGCAACUCGGAUAUCAAGCAAAUGUCGGGUUUGCGGAUGCUUACCCGGUGCAUCUCCUAAACAUCUCGUCCGUACACGACAUUGGAGAGCGGGUCAAAGAAGACAUUCCUCGCUUCUCGUCGAGGAGAUUUCGCCCCAACAUCCUCAUCCAAGGCCCAGCGGCAUUCAAUGAAGACGACUGGAAAAUCAUUCGAAUCGGCACCCACGUUUUCUUCUGCGCGUGCCACACUGUCCGAUGUAGGCUGCCGAAUGUUGAUCCCGACACAGGUGCCAGGCAUCCGGUCGAACCUGACAAGACAUUGAAGUCUUUCCGAUGUAUCGACGACGGUGACCCUCUAAAUGCAUGCCUCGGUCUUCAGCUGGUCCCGGCCGAAGGCCAGGUAUUUCAAGUGCAUGUGGAAGACGAAGUGGUAGUAUUAGAACGAGGAGAACACCAUUACAUCAAGCAGUGAAUGCCAUAUUCCAGGACUGGCUCAACUUGGGGAUACAAAUUGAAGUAAAAAACACGUUGAAGCGCCCGGCUGUGGAUGACAUGCAAAGCACGACAUGGUCUGAGUCCGAAUAGUCGAUCAGCGGAUACACGCAUAUGCGAAUGAUUACAAGUGGCUCCCUCACAAGACUAACGCCACGGUGCAGAAGAGUUGCCCUGAAGGUUCUUCCCAG